Messenger RNA from Tarenaya hassleriana, 2680 nucleotides. Its product is annotated as mitogen-activated protein kinase 16. Gene Ontology annotation, cellular component: cytoplasm; nucleus. The transcript is spliced from 10 exons. Gene Ontology annotation, biological process: protein phosphorylation; intracellular signal transduction. NCBI's taxonomy places the organism in Eukaryota, Viridiplantae, Streptophyta, Magnoliopsida, Brassicales, Cleomaceae. The coding region runs from base 712 to 2376 and encodes 554 amino acids. The record is from RefSeq and is a predicted model, not a curated record. Gene Ontology annotation, molecular function: ATP binding; MAP kinase activity.
UCUCUCCAAAAGGCUUCAACUUGAAAGCGCUCUCAUUCGUUUUCCCCUUCUCUCUCUCUCUCUUUCUUGUGCGAGAGAUCCAAAAAGAAACUUGUAAGCUCAGGAAAAAAAAGGUUUAGCAUUUUGAUUUCGGAGUUCAGAAGCAUUAGCUCUUUUCGAUUUGUCUCUUCUUUUUAUUGAUCGGUCUGUUCAGAGGAGAAACAGAUAUCGAUCCUCCGACAAAGGAAAGCUCUUUUUUUUUCCAGAUAAAUAGAAAAAAAAGUCCAUUUCUAAGUUACCCAGAAAGGAUUUCCUCGGAUUUUCUCGUUCUGGGUUUUUGCUUCUGAAGUCAUCCCUCUUCUGACCCCUGAUAUCAGCGCAAAGAGACGAAAUCUCGAUUAGGUAUUCGCGGGUUUCACCCGGUGAGAUAAUCGCUUCUGGCCGAAGAGCAGCUCCGAUUCUUAUUUUUCAAUCUCCGUUGUGUCCAGUAAUUCCCUGUAUUUUUGGAACUAGGGUUUUCGAAAAGCUCUGGUUUUGAUUCCAGCACUGCUCUGAUCGAUCGAUCUUGUUUGCUUGGAGUUGGAAAAAGUCUCCGAUUCUGCUUUAUACUCGAUCUGGGUCUUUGCAUUUCUGGGCGUUCAUCUCGAUUUCUCACUGGAUCGAAGCUUACCAGUCCGGGUGACAUUGGAUUCGUUAGUUUCUCAACAGCUUUUGGAUGCUCUGUAGCUGAAGAUGCAGUUUGAUCAGCGCAAAAAGUCAUCUAUCGAAGUAGAUUUCUUCACAGAAUACGGUGAGGGAAACAGAUACAGAAUAGAGGAAGUGAUAGGUAAAGGAAGCUAUGGUGUUGUCUGCUCUGCCUAUGACACACACACCGGAGAGAAAGUCGCGAUCAAGAAAAUCAAUGACAUAUUUGAGCAUGUCUCUGAUUCAACUCGCAUACUUCGAGAGAUCAAACUUCUCAGGAUCCUCCGCCAUCCAGACAUUGUUGAGAUCAAACACAUCUUAUUACCGCCUUCCAGAAGGGAGUUUAAGGACAUUUACGUGGUUUUCGAGCUCAUGGAGUCUGAUUUGCACCAAGUUAUUAAGGCAAACGAUGAUUUGACCCCCGAGCAUUACCAGUUCUUCCUAUACCAGCUUCUUCGAGGACUCAAGUAUAUACACACAGCAAAUGUCUUUCACCGGGAUCUUAAACCCAAAAACAUAUUGGCAAAUGCUGACUGCAAACUCAAGAUCUGUGAUUUUGGGCUCGCGAGAGUUGCUUUCAACGACACACCUACUGCAAUAUUUUGGACAGACUAUGUAGCAACUCGAUGGUACCGGGCUCCGGAACUAUGUGGGUCAUUUUUCUCCAAGUACACUCCGGCGAUAGAUAUAUGGAGCAUCGGGUGCAUCUUUGCAGAACUCUUGACAGGGAAACCUCUUUUCCCAGGUAAAAAUGUAGUCCAUCAGUUGGAUCUGAUGACUGAUCUGUUAGGAACUCCAUCUGCAGAAGCCAUUGGAAGGGUACGCAAUGAGAAAGCUCGUAGAUAUCUGAGCAGCAUGAGGAAGAAGAAAUCUGUUCCUUUUUCACAUAAGUUCCCGAAUGCUGAUCCCCUCGCUCUUCGUCUUCUGGAAAGAAUGUUGGCAUUUGAACCCAAGGACCGACCCACAGCAGAGGAGGCACUUGCUGAUCCGUACUUCAAGGGUUUGGCCAAAGUCGAAAGAGAACCCUCUGCUCAACCUGUCACAAAAAUGGAAUUCGAGUUUGAGAGGCGGAGGAUCACGAAAGAAGACGUGCGUGAGCUCGUGUACAGAGAGAUUCUUGAGUACCAUCCCAAGAUGCUGAAAGAGUACUUGGAAGGAUCAGAGCCGACGGGCUUUAUGUACCCAAGUGCCGUGGAUCAUUUCAAGAAACAGUUUGCUUUCCUCGAGGAGCACUACAAGAACGGAACUUCGGGUGCUCCACCCGAGAGGCAGCACACAUCAUUACCAAGGGCAUGUGUUUUGUACUCUGAUAACAAUCACGCGGUGCAGAAUUCCGCUGAAGUUACCGACAGCCUUUCCAAGUGCCGCAUAAGAGAAAUAGAGAGGCCGCAUGUAGACAGGAGGGUUCCUAUCCACGUUCCUCAGGCGAACCAAGGAGCAGCUAGGCCCGGGAAAGUCGUUGGAUCAGUAUUACGCUACAACAACUGCGGCAUAGCAGCAGCAGGCACUGAAGCUAUUGAGCAGCAGCGUAGUAGGAUGGUCAGAAACCCGGCAUCAAACUGUUCCUACCCGAAAAGGACUCAGCCAUGCAAAAAUGACAGAGGAGAGGAUGAAUGUCCCGAAGGGUCAAACAGGUUGCAGCCAAAGCCACAGUAUGUUGCACGUAAAGUGGCUGCAGCCGCGCAAGGUGGCCCUGUGAACAACUGGUAUUGAGGCCGUUCUCAUCCUCAGCUGGCUUAAAGUUUGUUCCUUUCUGGUCCAAGAAUGUCUCUGCUAAAGCUUCACUUCACGUCCGAGGGCAAAAAUCGAAAGCCCCCUUCGAUUGUUUCAGCGGUUGGGAUGAGACUCGACAAAAGAGCAAGAAGAUGAUGAAGAGAACUGGUUAAAAAGACAAUUAAACUAGUUUCCAUCGAUCCUGUCCUGUAUUUGUUCGCAAUAGCUUCUUUCGUUCUGCAGAAAUGCAAAGACCGUGGAAGUUUACUGUUAUUAAGAAUUCCAAAUAUAAUUCGACUUUCGA